This is a messenger RNA of Mandrillus leucophaeus (drill), 642 nucleotides long. RefSeq names its product trafficking protein particle complex 3-like (gene TRAPPC3L). Gene Ontology annotation, cellular component: TRAPP complex; cis-Golgi network membrane; cytosol. NCBI's taxonomy places the organism in Eukaryota, Metazoa, Chordata, Mammalia, Primates, Cercopithecidae. Gene Ontology annotation, biological process: intra-Golgi vesicle-mediated transport; endoplasmic reticulum to Golgi vesicle-mediated transport. The transcript is spliced from 5 exons. The record is from RefSeq and is a predicted model, not a curated record. The coding region runs from base 97 to 642 and encodes 181 amino acids.
UACAAAAACAAAACAAAAAGACCUGGACUGAUAUACCUUUAAGAAACAGACAAAAGAAGAUAAAUUGAAGAUCACGUUCUUCAUCUAUCAAGCACUAUGUCUCGCCCUGCACACCGAAGACCAGAAUACCAUAAAAUAAAUAAAGAUCUCUUUGUCCUUACCUAUGGAGCUCUGGUUGCCCAGCUGUGUAAGGAUUAUGAGAAAGAUGAAGAUGUGAACCAAUAUUUAGAUAAAAUGGGUUAUGGCAUUGGAACACGGCUUGUAGAAGACUUUCUGGCUCGAUCCUGUGUGGGAAGAUGCCAUAGUUAUUCAGAAAUUACGGACAUAAUUGCCCAGGUUGCUUUCAAGAUGUAUCUGGGAAUUACACCAAGUGUGACCUGUAACAAUUCAAGCCGAAAUGAAUUUUCCCUGAUUCUAGACAAGAAUCCUCUGGUGGAGUUUGUGGAAGAGCUCCCUGCUGGACGAUCUUCUCUGUGCUACUGCAACUUGCUGUGUGGGAUUAUCAGAGGUGCCUUGGAAAUGGUUCAUUUGGCUGCUGAUGUUACAUUCUUGCAAGACAGACUAAAAGGUGACAGUGUGACAGAAAUAGGAAUAACAUUUCUAAAAAAGCGAGACGAGAAAAAAUAUAGACGGAAGAAAUGA